Messenger RNA from Striga asiatica, 2589 nucleotides. The record is from the annotation of a GenBank genome assembly. NCBI's taxonomy places the organism in Eukaryota, Viridiplantae, Streptophyta, Magnoliopsida, Lamiales, Orobanchaceae.
AUGUUCAUAUCCUUAACCAAUAUCUACCACAUUAUAAUUGCAAUCAUACCCCUCUAUGUGGCCAUGAUCAUAGCCUACAUAUCCAUAAAACGAUGGAAAAUAUUCACGCCCGAUCAAUGCUCGGGCAUCAACAAAUUCGUCGCGAAUUUUUCCAUUCCGCUUUUGUCCUUCCAAGUCAUCUCUUCAAACGACCCUUACAAAAUGAACCUCAAGCUCGUGUUAGCCGAUUUUUGCCAGAAGUUUCUUGCUCUUUUCAUGCUAACAUUAGUGGCCAAAACAAGUUCCAAAGGGAGCCUUAGUUUGGUAAUAACCGGACUUUCACUAUCGACUUUACCUAACACGCUGAUUUUAGGCAUUCCGUUGGUGAAGGCGAUGUACGGAGAACAAGCUGUUGUACUCUUGGCACAGAUAGUUGUACUCCAGAGCUUAGUUUGGUACAACCUUCUUCUAGUUCUUUUCGAGGUUAAUGCCAUUGCCACCAACGAAACAGAGCAUGGAGGAACUACUAAAAGCGAAACGAAAAAGAAAAUAACGAGCGUGCUUUCGACUGUAGCGAAAAAGCUUAUGAAAAAUCCGAAUACUUACGCCACAUUAGCAGGGCUAAUAUGGGCAACCAUACAUUUCAGGUUCGCAGUCAAAUUGCCUAAAGUGGUCGAAAAUUCGAUAUCUCUUCUUUCGGACGGUGGGCUCGGGAUGGCCAUGUUCAGCUUAGCACUGCCACAGGGGAUUGUCCCGUUUGUGUUUGCGAAAGAGUAUAACGUUCAUCCGGAGAUACUGAGCACAGGGAAUUCGAGAGCGACCAGGAGUCCGCCGUCGCCACCAAUUCGCCGGCCGGAGUUGCACGAUCCUUGUUUGACUUAUGUGGCGGCCACGAACGAGUACAAAGUUGUGCAAGUCCAAUUCUCGAGAGGGGAAAAUGGCUCGGUUUCCUAUGAGUACGCCGUGUUGACUGUCGGGACUGAUAACUCGUGGCGGCACGUGGGCUCGGUUGACCGUCUGACUCGUCAGACGAAGACUCUGCUGUCGAUUAGUAGCCCGUUGAUAACUGAGGGUUUCGCGCAUUGGGUCCCGUAUAGUGGUGGAGAUAAGAUUUUCACACUCGAUGCGGAAACCGAGGUUAUGACUGAGUCGAGGGUUCCCGUGCCUUUAUGUCAUUUAGGUCGUUUUGGGGAGAGCGAGUUUUUAUUGUCGGGAGGGAAGAAUUUGACGCUUGUGAUGAAGCUCGGGAGUUUUUACUCGUGGGGCGUGUGGGAGAUGAGUCCCGAGACGCGGGUUUGGAGGAAGACGAUUAUUGUCGAUUUGGAGGGCGAGAGGUUGGAAGGGAUUAUUCGGGAGUGCGAUGAAAAGGCGGUUUUCGUUGCGAAUGGUGUUUGGGUUUUUUCGGUGGGUUGGAUAAAUUAUCCGGAGGUUUUGGUCUUUGCUCCGGGUAAUGGUCGAUAUUGCAUCUUGUAUUGGGUUCGUACGCGUGAGAUUGAGUCGAUUGAUCUGCCUAAGGAUGCUGCAAGAUAUAAGUAUAGGGCUCAUCACAGUGGAUUGAUCUUUUGCAAAAUGGAAUUCGAGAGCGACCAGGAGUCAGCCGUCGCCACCAAUUCGCCGGCCGGAGUUUCAUCCCGGUCGCGCCACGAAUUGGGCCUGUGCAUACGGGCCAGCUCUCAUGGCUUGGUUUUGAUGCUCUCACCUUCCGGUCCCUGUACUCUCCGCAUCAUGAAUCCCGGGACAACCGAGUAUCUCGAUCUUCCUCCGUUUUUGGGUCGAAGAUAUUUUAGGCCCGGUCCUUGUUUGACUUAUGUGGCGGCAACUAACGAGUACAAAGUGGUGGUGCAAGCCCAAUUCACGAGAGGCUUACGUGGCGAGGUUUCGUACGAGUUUGCCGUGUUGACUGUGGGGACCGGCACCUCGUGGAGGUACGUGGGCACGGUUGACCGUCUAACUCGUGAGACGAAGACUUUGCUUCCGAUUAGUGACCCAUUGAUAACCGAGGGUUUCGUGCAUUGGGCCACGUAUAGUGGUGACGGAUCGACUAUUUUGACGCUCGAUGCGAAAACCGAGGUUUUGACCAAGUCGAGGUUUCCCGUGACUUUAGGUCGUUCGGGGGAGAGUAAGUUUUUAGUGUCGGGAGGGAAGAAUUUGACGCUUGUGGUGAAAAAGCUCGGGAGUUUUUUCUCGUGGGACGUGUGGGAGAUGAGUCCCGAGAUGAGGGUUUGGAGGAAGACGAUUAUUGUCUAUUUGGAGGAGGAGAGGUUAAAAGGGAUUAUUCGUGACCGUGACAAAAAGGUGGUUUUUUAUGCAAAUAGUGUUUGGGUUAAUCCGGUGGGUUGGAUAAAUUAUCCGGAGGUUUUGGUCUUUGCUCCGGUUAAAGGUCGAUAUUGCAUCUUGUAUUGGGUUCGUAAGCGUGAGAUUGAGUCGAUUGAUCUGCCUAAGGAUGCUGCAAGAUAUAAGUAUAGGGCUUAUCACAGUGGAUUGGUAUGCACUGAAUUCACAGUUAUUCGGGACCGUGAUAAAAAGGUGGUUUUCGAUGCGAAUGGUGUUCAGGUUUUUCCGGUCGGUUGGAUAAAUUUAUCCGGAGGUUUUGGUCUUUGCUCCGGUAAA